AUGGCUCCACCAAUGCUGAUUUGGCUCCAUCUCACUCAAGAAAAACACACACCAAUCGGCUCUUCCCACGGCAGGCUAGCUUUCUCCGGCGACGACCAAAACCCAAACGACCCUUUCCUCUUCUGCCCGUUUUCCAGUACCCGAAUCCGUCUCCCAAGAAUCCAUUCCCAGCUCGACAAAAUCGUCCUUUGCGGCAACCCGUCUCACGACCCAAACUUCACCGCCUUAGCCAUCCACAAUGCUGACGUGGCCUUCUGCAGGCCCGACACAAGCCAGACAUGGGCCCGUCUCGACUCCGAUCUCCCGACAAUCUACGACAUAAUCUGCUGUGACAAAACCAAGACCGCUUUCAUUCUGGGCCCGGGACCCGCCAUCGAGGCAUGGGAUAUGGGCUGGGCCUUGCCGUGCAAGAAAUCCGAUAUUCUAGAAGAUUUCAGCCCGGAAGCUGUGGCGAGGGCCGAGGAGAGGUACCCGCGCCAGCUGUACACGACGAGGUGGUACCUUGGCCGGUCGGAAUUAGGGGAGUUGUACGUUGUGGUGAGGUACGUGGGAGAGUUUGUGAGGCAUGACGGGGAAGUUGUGAGCGAAGGGGACACGCUCACGGAUUAUGCGGCCGAGCCGUUGGUUUGCCCUUACAAGACGGUGGGUUUCGAGGUUUUUAGGUAUAGUGGUGAUUGCGAGGGGAAUAAUAAGUGGGUUGUGGCGGGAGAUUUGGCGGGAAGGGCUAUGUUUUUGGGAGGGAAUCAGACGGUGAUGGUUGAGGAGAAGGAGGCAAAUUAA
Molecule: messenger RNA, 780 nt
Organism: Striga asiatica
Lineage: Eukaryota; Viridiplantae; Streptophyta; Magnoliopsida; Lamiales; Orobanchaceae
Source: the annotation of a GenBank genome assembly